Molecule: messenger RNA, 6519 nt
Organism: Osmerus eperlanus (European smelt)
Lineage: Eukaryota; Metazoa; Chordata; Actinopteri; Osmeriformes; Osmeridae
Gene: tanc1b
Product: tetratricopeptide repeat, ankyrin repeat and coiled-coil containing 1b
Exons: 27
Coding region: 276-6011 (1911 amino acids)
Molecular function (GO): protein binding
Source: RefSeq, a predicted model, not a curated record
GUACUCUCCACAGUGACCUCAUGCUGUGAGGAGGAGGAGCCGCGGCCGUCUCCUACCUUUGGUCCAUCAAGGGAUUCAUGUGGAGAUAAGCCGUAAGAAAACUUUUUCGACUGGGAUAUUGAUGACAUUUACCAGGGGGCAGAGUGAUCAGGUCCAGCAGUCACACCAGGUCCAGCAGUCACACCAGGUCCAGCAGUCACACCAGGUCCAGCAGUCACACCAGGUCCAGCAGUCACACCAGGUCCAGCAGUCACACCAGGUCCAGCAGUCACACCAUGUUCAAGGCAGUGCUGAAGAAGAACAGAGACGGAGGGAAGGGCAGCAGGAAGGAGACAGCUGGGGAACCCCACACUCACAGUGCCCAGAAGAGGUGCCCUCCUGAGGGUCCUGGCCCGCAGCCUGGCCCUGCCCAGCCCUACAGCCAGGAGGAUGUGUUCAGGCUGAGCAUGUGCAAGGGCGUGUCCAUGUCGCUGCCCUCUUCGCCCCUGCUGCCCAGACAGUCCUACAUGAUGCCGCUACGCUCCAGCAAGAGAUCUCCAGGUCCAAUCAGGAAGCCCAAAUAUGUUGAGAGUCCUCGUGUUCCCAGCGAUGCCAUCGUCUCAGCGCUGAGGAAGGUGUCCGACAACAAGGAAUUCUCCCACAAUGAGCUGCUCCUCGCCGACAGCCAGCCAAGCUCCUCCCCCGCCACUCAGGAGCUGAUGACACGGCUGGGCUUCUUACUAGGAGAAGGGAUCCCUGGCUCAGCGCGCAUACCUAUGGAGGACAAGAAUGAAAAGAAGAGCUCUGUAACUAGCCAGGGCAUCAGUCCCUGCUCCACCCUGACCAGCAGCACGACCUCCCCCUGUACAGACAGCCCCUGCUCCACCCUGAACAGCAGCGCCGGCCGGCCGCCCCCAGGACGCUCCAGCCCCAGUGGCACCAUCACCAGCCCCUGCUCCACCCUCGAGAGCAAGGACAGCGGGAUCAUAGCCACCAUCACCAGCUCCUCAGAGAAUGACGACCGUAGUGGCUCCAGCCUGGAGUGGAGUAAGGAGGGCAGUGUGAGGGGCGGGAGCCACCAUGCCCCGGCCCCCAGCGUGCGGCCAGAGACCUGCUCCCCUGUGGCGGAGGAGGAGCCUGGCAGCAGCGAGGCCCCCUCCAGGGGAGAGACACCCAGCACAGGGGCCUCUGCGGCCCCCAGACCCCCAGCACCACCGCCCCCCAGACCCCCAGCACAAGGCCCUGUUCCGUACCCUGCCCACACCACCUCCUCGCUCUUGAUGCCUCGGCCCAACUCGGUGGCAGCCACCAGCUCCACCAAGCUGGAGGACCUGGGCUAUCUGGAUGAGCAGCGGAACACUCCCCUAAGAACGUCCAUCCGCCUGCCCUGGCACAACACAGGAGGGCGCCCUCCUCAGGACGCCAAAGCUCGCCUGACUCCCUACAAGCCUGCUGACAUCAUGCUGAAGCCUCUGCUCUUCGAGGUCCCGAGCAUCACCACCGACUCCGUGUUUGUGGGCCGUGAUUGGCUCUUCCAGCAGCUGGAGGACGUCCUGAAGGCCAACGAAUCGGGCGAGAAGCGUGGCGCUGUCGUCGUGGGCAACGUGGGCUUCGGUAAAACGGCGGUGAUCUCCCGCCUGGUGGCGCUCAGUUGUCAUGGCGGCCGGAUGCGGCAGAUUGCCUCCAACAGUCCCAGCUCCUCACCUAAGAACGGGGACUCCCACAGCGCCCCGCCCCUGAGCCAGCCCCCCCAGCCCACGCCGCCCCCCAGCGCCACCAACACCCUGAGGAGCAGCAGCUGUCCCAGCACCCCCGAGAUCCAGAGACGCAAGGAGGAGGCCGUCAAACGCCUCGCCGCUAAGGUGGUGGCGUAUCACUACUGCCAGGCGGACAACACCUACACCUGCCUGGUUCCUGAGUUUGUGCACAGUGUCGCCGCCCUGCUGGCCAGAUCACACCAGCUGGCCGCGUACCGAGAGCUGCUGCUCAGAGAGCCGCAGCUUCAGAGCAUGCUCAGUCUGCGCUCCUGCGUCCAGGACCCCAUGGCGGCGUUCCGCAGGGGCGUGCUGGAGCCCCUCGCCAACCUCCGCAAAGAGAAGAAGAUUCCCGAGGAGGACCACAUCAUCUUGAUUGACGGGCUGAACGAGGCAGAGUUCCACAAGCCGGACUACGGCGACACCAUCGCCUCCUUCAUCACCAAGAUCAUCUCCCAGUUUCCGUCCUGGCUCAAGCUGGUGGUCACUGUGAGGGUCAACCUGCUGGAUAUCACCAGCCUGCUGCCCUUCUCCCAGAUCUCCCUGGAUGACUACCCCGACAACAAGGACAUCGCCAGCGACCUGAACGCCUACAUCCAGUACCGUAUCAACAGCAGCAGGGACAUCAUGAACAACAUCUCCCUCAACGGCAAGGCCGACCCCGCCGUCGUGGCCAAGGUCAGCAGUCACCUCAUGGCCCUGAGCCAGGGCUCCUACCUGUACCUCAAGCUGACCCUUGACCUCUUCGAGAGGGGUCACCUGGUCAUCAAGAGCGCCAGCUACAAGGUGGUGCCGGUGUCGCUGGCCGAGCUGUACCAGCUGCAGUGCAACAUGAAGUUCAUGAGCAACUCUGCGUUCGAGCGCUGCCAGCCCGUGCUGAACGUGGCGCUGGCGUCGCUGCACCCCAUGACAGACGAACAGCUGUUCCACGCCAUGAACGCGGGCAGCGUGCGCGGCGAGCUGCGCUGGGACGACUUCCUGCAGCGCAUGGACAUCCUGUCCUGCUUCCUGGUGAAGAGGAGAGACAAGACCCGCAUGUUCUGCCACCCCUCCUUCAGGGAGUGGCUGGUGUGGAGGGCGGACGGAGAGAGCAGCGACUUCCUGUGCGACCCCAGGAGUGGCCACGCCCUCUUGGCCUUCAUGCUCUCCAGACAGGACGGGAAGCUGAACCGGCAGCAGACCGUGGAGCUGGGACACCACAUCCUCAAAGCUCACAUAUUCAAGGGUCUCAGUAAGAAGACGGGUGUGUCGUCCAGUGUGCUGCAGGCUGUCUGGAUCAGCUGCAGUGCUGACGGCCUGUCAGCUGCUCUGGCCUCUCUGAGGAACCUGUACACCCCCAACGUCAAGGUGAGCCGGCUGCUGAUGCUAGGCGGGGCCAACGUCAACUACCGCACGGAGGUUCUGAACAACGCCCCGGUGCUGUGCGUCCAGGCCCAUCUGGGCCACCUGGAGAUGGCGGCACUGCUGCUGGAGCACGCCGCCUCCGUGGACGUGGUGUCUGAGAACGGCAUGAGCCCGCUCGGCUUCGCAUCCGCGGCCGGACACCUGGCUCUCGUCAGCCUGCUCUGCAAGAGGGGCGCCAAGGUGGACCAUGUGGAUAAGAGUGGUCAGUGUUCCCUGGUGCAUGCGGCCCUGAGGGGUCACCCAGAGGUCAUCCAGCACCUGCUGGAGCUGCAGUGGAGCCCUGAUGGCCAGCAUCAGAACUGCAGCCUGAAGAGCCAGGCCCUUCAGCAGGCUCUCACGGCUGCCUCCAGCAUGGGGCAUACGCAGGUUGUGAAAGGCUUGCUGGUGUUGAAUAAUAGCCAUGCUGUGCAAAUUGACGGCCAUGACACCCUGUGGGGAGAGACAGCUCUGACGGCGGCGGCCGGCCGCGGGAAGAUGGAUGUGUGUGGCUUCCUGCUGGAGCAGGGCGCUGUGGUGCAGCAGGUCAACCGCAGGGGCGUGUCUCCACUCUUCUGCGCUGUCCGGCAGGGCCACUGGCAGAUUGCUGAGCUGCUGUUGCAGCACGGUGCUGAUGUGAACGUCAGUGACAAGCAGGGCAGGACCCUCCUCAUGGUGGCUGCCUGUGAAGGGCACCUGAGCACCGUGGACUUCCUGUUGUCCAAAGGUGCCUCGUUGACGUCGAUGGAUAAGGAGGGUCUCACGCCUCUCAGCUGGGCGUGUCUGAAGGGCCAGAAGAGCGUGGUGGCCUUCCUGGUGGAGAAGGGGGCGGAGGUCGACCACACGGACAAGAACGGGCGCACGCCGCUCGACCUGGCGGCCUUCUACGGAGACGCAGACAUUGUACACUACCUGGUGGAGAGAGGGGCAGUGAUUGAGCAUGUGGACCACAGUGGGAUGCGUCCCUUGGACCGAGCCAUCGGCUGCAGGAACACGUCGGUGGUUGUGACGCUGCUGAAGAAGGGAGCCAAGCUGGGCUACAGAACAUCACCUUAUGAUCGAUCAGGAAAUGCAGCCUGGGCGAUGGCUACCUCCAAGCCUGACAUCCUCAUCAUCCUGCUGCAGAAACUGAUGGAGGAGGGAAACCUACUGUACAAGAAGGGGAGGAUGAAGGAGGCAGCUCAGAGGUACCAGUAUGCCCUGAGGAAGUUUCCCAGGGAGGGCUUUGGAGACGAGCUGAAGGCCUUUAAAGAGCUGCGUGUGUCUCUCUACCUCAACUUGUCCCGCUGCCGCCGGAAGACUAACGACUUUGGCAUGGCGGAGGAGUUUGCUACCAAGGCUCUGGAGCUGAAGCCCAAGUCCUACGAGGCGUAUUACGCCCGGGCCCGGGCCAAGAGGAGCAGCAGGCAGUUCACUGCAGCCCUGGCAGACCUCCAUGAAGCAGCCAAGCUGUGUCCCAACAACCGGGAGAUCCGUCGUCUCCUGGCGCGUGUGGAGGAGGAGUGUAAACAGAUGCAGCGCUCCCAGAGCAAGCCCCAGGGGCCGGCCCCCUGCCAGGCCCCGCCCAGCCACGACCCGGACCAGGAGGAGGGGGCGUCGGAGGGGGCCUGCCGCCCAGAGCACAGGUGUCUGGAGGUCCGGAGGGACGUGGAGGAAGAGGAGGAGGAAGAGGAGGAGGAUGAGGAGGAGGAUGAGGAGGAGGUGGAGUCAUCGCAGCACGGCAGGAGAUCUGAAGCCUGGUCCCAGAACGUCUACUCCCUCAGCUUGUCCCAGCAGAACCAGAGCACCAGGCCCCCCCUCCACCACCCCCGGGAGCCCCUGGCCCCCCAGGGCCUGGUGCUGCAGCCCUCCAAGCAGGCCCAGAUCGUCAAGACCAACCAGCACAUGAGCUCCCUGCAGGCUGGGGGGCGGGCGGCCGCGGGGGGCCGGGCGGGCGGGGGGCCCAGGUCCCAGUCCCUCUACGGCCCCUCCAGCCCCCUGCCCAGCAGACACGUGUCCUGCAAGCUGAAGCCCAGGCCUCUACCUCCUCCUGCUGAGGAACCUGUGUACGAGCGAUCUGCGGUCGUCCACGGCGACGGUGAGAGCCUGCACUCCUCCCAGUCCCAGGCCUCCUUCUCCUCCUGCAGCUCCAGGGGCCAGGAGAGGCUGUCGGCCCACUCCGUGUCCUCCCUGGAUGGGCUGGCCCUGGGGCCCCACUACCAGCACCCUGGCCCUGAGCUGAGGCAGGAUCCUGGGGGGGCAGCAGGCAGCAUCAGGGUGUCCAGCUCCACCAGCAGCCUGGCUUCCAGCAGCAGUCUGUCAGACAGCGGGAAGCUCCAGGGGCCUGACGUACGCACCAAGAUCCCCUCAGACAAGACCAAGAACGGCCAGCAGGGCGGCGCCAACACCAACACGUCUGAGUACAAACCCAGACCCUUCAUGGGCAUCAUGGACAAGACGGCACGCUUUGUACAGCAGCAACAGCAACAGCAGCAGCAGCAACAGCAGCAGCAACAACAACAACAGAUCCAGCACCACCAGGGGCUCCAGCACCACCAGGGGCUCCAGUCGGCCGGGCGAAGCUGGCACAGCCACUCCUCUGAGGGGCUGGUGGGCCACACCAUGUCCUCCCUGGUCCUGCCACCACCCAGCUGUGACCUGGCCUUCCAGGAGCAGCAGCCAGCCCAGGGGACCGGGGGCCUAGGGGCCCUCCAGAACGGCAUGCACACCAAGGAGUACGCAGACAAGUUCUGCCACGGCCCGUCCUCCUGUUACAAGGAGUCCAAGCCUGUCCUGGGCUCCCUGUCUCAUCCCUACCUGGACAGCAAGGCCAAGCAGCCCGGCCUGCUGAGAGACAACCCUGCCCUCCACGCAGCCGCCAUGAAACCAAAGCGAUCCUUUAUAGAGUCUAACGUGUAGAAAGGUGUAUACUGUCUCUCUCUCACACACACACACACACACAGACUCACAUACAACACACACACAGAUGAUAGCAGAAAUGUUCAAAGCAAAAGGAAACUGUUUCAUGUUUUUACCAGCCCAUCCAAAAAGAAAAUGGUUUUCUGACGGUUUCCUUUGUGACUGCGGUCAACGCACAGCGUGUUGAUUGGUUCUGGUGUCUCUAGUGUCGCUUGUGCUGAUUGGUCCACAUGUCGCCUUCCUCGGUAUACAGCUGCGGUACCAGGACCUCUCCCGUUCAGCCAGAGUCGUUACCCAAGGAUGCUUAUUGGAUGUUUAAACCGCAACAUACCGUGAGACAGAAAGCACUUUAUACCACACAUUUACACAGACCUACUCUCUUUUACAGGUUCAUGUCAUUACUGGGUUAAGUGUGGGACAACAGUGUGGACUAUGUUGGUUCUGUCUUUGGUACUGAUGGUAGAGGAAGUGUGGGGCCCGGAGAGGAGGGGGAAGGGGCCCGGAGAGG